AUGCGUUUCUCUCUAAUACUUUUUUCUUGUGGCCUUGUCUCUGCCCUCACUGCAGACGAAGCCCCCAAAAAAUGGAGUGGGCCUAGAGGUGGGAAGAUUUCCCAUGGAGGUAACAAUAUUGGCAAUGGGAAUGGUGGUGGGAUUAACAUUGACACUGGGGGCGGUGAUAUUGGAGAUAUCGGAGUUGGAGUGGGAGGAGGUGGGGACGGCGGUUGUGACCCGGACCAUUGUAAUGACAAGUGUCAGAAACAAGGCUACGAAUCAGGCUAUUGCGACGACGAUGGUAGCGAAUCUCCUAAUUUACUUGGUCUUCUUAUUGGACAAAGUACUUCCUGCACCUGCACAAUAUUCCAAGGGUUCCAACUACAGACCACAUUCGCCGUGGGCCGCUUUCCGUCCGCUGUUGCACUGGGCGAUCUCAACAAGGAUGGCCAUAUCGACAUCGUCACUGCAAAUGGUGGUGGCGCCUCAGUAAGCGUCUUGCUGGGAACUGGAUCGGGAAGCUUCCAGACACAGACCGUGUACCCCGUUGGAUCAGGGCCAGCGGAUGUUGCACUUGGUGACUUUAACGGAGAUGGGUAUCUCGAUAUUGCGGCUACGAAUUCCGCCGUUGGCACACUGAGUAUCUUGCUCAAUACUGGAUCAGGAACUUUCCAGCUGCAUAACACAUUUCCAGGACUCGGUAAUGCACCGAGUAUUGAAGUGGGUGACUUUGACGAAGAUGGCAAUCUUGAUAUUGUGGCUGCAAGUAAUGGUAAUGAAAUGACUCUCUUACUUGGGGAUGGUUCAGGGAACUUCGGACCACCGACCUUAUUUACUGUGGGAUCCCAAGCUGUUGCUAUUGCGGUGGGAGACUUCAACGCGGAUGGACAUCUUGAUGUUGUGGUUGCGAAUGUUGGUGACGAUACGGUGAGCGUCUUGCUUGGGACUGGAACAGGGGAUUUCCUGCCACAGACUGCGUAUCCUGUGGGGGCUACGCCGCUUAAUGUUAACGUGGGCGACUUUAAUGGGGAUGGCAUUCUCGAUAUAGCGGCUACAAAUUUCAACGGAGAUACAGUUAGCGUAUUACUUGGGACUGGCUCUGGGACCUUCGGGGCGCAGACUACAUUUCCUGCAGGGCCUCAGCCGUAUGGCAUUGCACUAGCCGACGUCGACAAGGAUGGCAAUCUCGAUAUGGUUAUUGCGAAUAGUGCUGUCGGCAGCAAUUCAUUAGGUGUUUUUCUGGGUACUGGAUCGGGGACCUUCGAGCCUCAGCAAACAUUCGCUGUAGGGGCUGAGCCAUGGGGUGUUGCAGUGGGUGACUUUAACGAAGAUACUUAUCCCGAUAUCGUGGCUGCAAAUAGGCGUGACUUUACAAUCAGCGUGUUACUUGGGAAGCCUUGCGGUACUUAG
Molecule: messenger RNA, 1392 nt
Organism: Penicillium waksmanii
Lineage: Eukaryota; Fungi; Ascomycota; Eurotiomycetes; Eurotiales; Aspergillaceae
Exons: 3
Coding region: 1-1392 (463 amino acids)
Biological process (GO): defense response
Source: RefSeq, a predicted model, not a curated record